Molecule: messenger RNA, 793 nt
Organism: Didymella exigua CBS 183.55
Lineage: Eukaryota; Fungi; Ascomycota; Dothideomycetes; Pleosporales; Didymellaceae
Product: nudix/MutT family protein
Exons: 2
Coding region: 131-613 (160 amino acids)
Biological process (GO): diadenosine hexaphosphate catabolic process; adenosine 5'-(hexahydrogen pentaphosphate) catabolic process; diphosphoinositol polyphosphate metabolic process
Cellular component (GO): nucleus; cytoplasm
Molecular function (GO): diphosphoinositol-polyphosphate diphosphatase activity; endopolyphosphatase activity; bis(5'-adenosyl)-hexaphosphatase activity
Source: RefSeq, a predicted model, not a curated record
UUCUUUUCACCGCUAUAGUGCGCCCUUGCCCCUCCGACCAAGCCCCUCCUUUCGGCCUUCUCUGGUGUUGUGCGCGACUUGCCCGUCUGCGGUGCUGCCACUCUUCGCAGUCACAUUUCUGACCGCCAUCAUGGCUGCCACCCAGCAGCUUCCCAUGCAGUCCCGCACCGGUCGCGUGAACCAACGGUACGGUUCUCAGGGUGAGCGACUAGUCGCGGGCGUCGUUCCGCUCUCCACCGACAAAUACUACGUGCUCCUCAUUCAGUCCACACGACGUGGCGGCUGGGUUCUUCCCAAGGGCGGCUGGGAGACCGACGAAGCCACUGCCCAAGAUGCCGCCAAACGUGAGGCCUGGGAAGAGGCCGGCAUCAUCUGCAAAAUCAGUUACGAUCUUGGCAUGAUCCCUGAGAAACGGAGAGCCGACCAGCUCACAGCCACCGCCCCCAAGGCCUCAUACCACUUCUUUGAGGCCGUCGUCGAGAAGCAGGAAGCACAGUGGCCCGAGAUGCACAAGCGGUCGAGGCAGUGGUUCACGUACACCCAGGCACGCGAGGCUCUGGCGCCAAGACCUGAGCUGCUUGAUGCACUCGACAGGUGUACCAUGCACCGGUAGACCGUGCCUCGGUGCUUGCAAGCGUAGCAAUGGACGUUCUGCGCGCAGGCGCCAAGUGAGGAGUACUGGAGCAUACCCCAUUCGGAUCUCGGAGUCCCUUCUUGUCUUGUAAUACCACACAGCGGGUGUCGGAAAAAGCUACGGAGGUAGCGGCUUAGACUUUGGUCUGAUCUCAUUCGC